This is a messenger RNA of Eurytemora carolleeae, 796 nucleotides long. RefSeq lists its product as uncharacterized. NCBI's taxonomy places the organism in Eukaryota, Metazoa, Arthropoda, Copepoda, Calanoida, Temoridae. The transcript has 3 exons. Gene Ontology annotation, molecular function: RNA binding. The record is from RefSeq and is a predicted model, not a curated record. The coding region runs from base 53 to 667 and encodes 204 amino acids.
GGGAUCAUGUUCACCAAGUGGGCCACAUACAGAGUGUUGUGAGAAUGAAGAAAUGACGAAAUUCUUCCAAAAUUCCAAAAUUCAAGCUUUGGAAAAGAUGCCUUUUAAUCAUGAAAUCAGACUAAGCAACGUGCCUGUAAACACUAAGAAGUCUGACUUAGAAAAUAUGCUAAAGUCCUUUGGGAAAAUAUCAGAUAUACGCUUGGAUGAAGAUGCCAGUACUGUGUAUGUAAACUAUUGUAAUGAGUCUGACACUGCAGCAGCAAUAACAAGAAUAGACGGAUACGAAUACAAUCAUUGUAUUCUGAAAGCAGAAUUGGUUUACAGAGGUGACAGAAUAAAAUACAAGGAGAAGCAAGCUUUCUCAACAGAUUUUCAAAAUGUCAAGACAAAGGCCAAAAGAGGCAAAAAACUGAAGAAGGUUAACAACACAUUGCAGCAUACAAGUGCCAUUGGGUUGUCAAAUAACAGCACAUUGGAGAAAACAGGGGCCAUUGAGUCGUUAAAUACCAGCACAGGGGAUCAGACAAGUGCCGUUGAGUCGUCAAAUCAAAGCAGAGUAAACCAGACAAGUGCCAUUGGGUUGUCAGAUAACAACACAAAGGACUCUACACAUGCCAUUGGGACCACAAGUAACCACACAGACGAGGACACAAGUGCCGUUUAAGACAUUUGUUAAUGUGGCAACAAAGCUGGGGGACCAAAAGACCAAAAGUAUAAUGAAGUUUACAGACAUUUCUUUUAUUUCAAUGCACUUUUUAAAAAGUUUAUGUGAAGGUUCCUGUGAUCUUGCCAG